Molecule: messenger RNA, 1884 nt
Organism: Pelecanus crispus (Dalmatian pelican)
Lineage: Eukaryota; Metazoa; Chordata; Aves; Pelecaniformes; Pelecanidae
Source: RefSeq, a predicted model, not a curated record
AUGGAGCAGGAAGUGGCAAGAGAAGAAGAGAAGAAAGAAGGCUUGAUUGAGUUUUAUGAUUCCUUCAAGGAUAUGUUUGAGUUCUUCUGCAAGAACACAACAAUCCAUGGCACCAUCCGCCUUGUAUGCUCAGACAGCAAUAGGAUGAAAACAGCUUUUUGGACUCUGCUUUUACUUGCCAGCUUUGGCAUGUUAUACUGGCAAUUUGCACUUAUGUUCAGCCAGUACUGGGCCUACCCUGUCGUCCUGACAAUGUCAAUACAUUCAGAGCCCAAGAUGUUUCCAGCAAUUACCAUCUGUAACCUGGACCCAUACAGAUUUGAACUAGUUAGUGAACAUUUGGUUCAAUUGGAUCAGAUGGCAGAGGAAUCUAUCACUUUUUUGUAUGGCAUCAACACGUCAGCCAGCUUAUUCCACAUGAAUGAGAAAAACAUCCACGUAAAAGACUUGUCAAGCAUAGGAAACCUCAGCAGAUCUAGCUUCAAGCUGAGCCAAAACUUCUCACUCUUGAGAAUGCCUGACCACAGUAACAGGUCAGGGAAGAAGGAUUCCAGCGUGGGCUUCAGGCUGUGCAAUGCCACAGGUGGAAAUUGCUUCUACAAGACCUAUUCAUCUGGGAUGGAUGCAAUUCUUGAAUGGUACAGGUUUCACUACAUGAAUAUCAUGUCCCAGCUACCAGUUAUAAUCAAUGUUUCUGAUCAUGAGGAGCAAAUAGAAGAUAUGGUCUACUCCUGUCAGUAUGAUGGGGAGCCCUGCAGACCCAGUGACUAUGUUCACUUUCACCACCCAGUCUUUGGAAGCUGCUAUACUUUUAAUAGCAAGGGAACAGAUCCGUUUUGGACAGCUACAAAACCAGGAGUUCCUUACGGACUUUCCCUUAUCCUGAGAGCAGAGCAGAAGGAUCACAUCCCCCUCUUGUCUACAGUAGCAGGUGUGAAAGUGAUGAUACACAACCACAACCAGACACCGUUCCUUGAGCAUGAAGGCUUUGACAUCAGACCAGGCAUUGAAACUACCAUAAGCAUUCAGCAGGAUGAGGUGAAUCGCCUGGGUGGGAAUUACGGGAAAUGCACGAUGGAUGGCAAUGAUGUGAAUGUUAAACUCCUGUACAACAACUCCUACACCCUGCAGUGUGGUUAUUACUACUACCCGCUGCCUCCCGGUGCUGAAUACUGUAACUACAAUAAGCAGCCUGCAUGGGGUCACUGCUUUUACCAGCUGUACAACAGGCUCAGAAAUCAUCACCUGAAUUGUUUUGACCAGUGCCCCAAGCCUUGCCGGGAAUCACUGUACAAGGUGUCUGCUGGGACAGCUAAGUGGCCGUCAGCGAAGUCUCAGGACUGGAUCCGCCAAGCUCUAAGGCAUCAGAAUGGAUAUAACUCUACCAGCAACAGGAAUGAUAUUGCCAAGGUGACUAUCUUCUACCAGCAACUGAACUACCAGUCUGUGAACGAGUCUCCUUUACUCUCAGAGAAUCUGCUUCUGUCCAGCAUGGGAAGCCAAUGGAGCCUCUGGUUUGGAUCCUCAGUGUUGUCUGUAGUUGAAAUGUUUGAGCUACUUAUAGACACGCUGGUCUUGUGUCUCCUCUUCUGCUACCAAAGGUUCAGGUCAAAGAAGACGUUGAAAGUAACUCACACUCCUACCGUCCCCAGCAUGAGCUUGACCCUAGAAAACUACCGAGUUGUGCAAGAAGAAGCUGGAAAAGGUGAUGAUUCUGCUCAUACUCACCCUCCUGGAGUGACUAUUGCCAUGAGCAGCAACAGUGACCUGCAUCUUCACCCACUCUCCAGCAAGGUGGAAAUGCCAGAGCUUUGCCCGGAUGUGGUGCCUAAUGGAUUUACACACACGAAGGACAGCUCUGCGGAAGGGGAACUGAACAGCUAA